AGGGACGAGCACGAGAGCAACUACAAGAGAAUUAGUAGCUCGAACUGUUCAAUGAACUAUUUAGGUUCUUCAGUUCGGAUUCCACUUCAAGAAUUAGAAUAGCAAUACUUAAUAAAAAAAAUUUACAUUUAGAUAAUUUAGAUUUUUUAGAUUAUGGUCUUCUCAAGUUUUAUUCUUGGUGAUUUUCGCAUUUAUUUCUCUUACUAACGGUUUUUAUGGGUGGCAUACGUAUUAGAGUCAACCGCUACCUAGAAAAAGUACUAGUUAGACGUAGAGCUGGUAGUUGUGGAGACCUGGUUUUAUUGAGUCCCGCGGUGAUCUUACCCUCCGCGGACAAUUAUAUCCACAAUUAAUAUCAGAUGAUGGCGAUUGCUGACGCAGGAGCUUCGACAUUACUUUUACUCAGUUGCAGAUCUAUAAGUAAAAGACAGAAACAGGAGGAACAAAGAAUAUACCACGAC
Messenger RNA from Amoebophrya sp. A25, 461 nucleotides. Lineage: Eukaryota; Dinophyceae; Syndiniales; Amoebophryaceae. The record is from the annotation of a GenBank genome assembly.